GCAGCAAGUGGGACCAGCCUGGUCCUGCCAUUAAUGGCUCGUUGCCUGGCGUGAUGCCAGCACAGGCCACAAUGCCAACAACCACCUUUGUGACGGGUUCAGUGCCUGCUUCUCUGCCGCUCUGCACUGGUGCUCCAUCACCAGGAAUGGCAAUGAGUGUCGGUUCUGUCGCCCCGGCUUCUGGAGCGUUAGAUGCAGCAGCAGCUGUUGCUGCCAAGAUCAAUGCCAUGCUGAUAGCAAAAGGAAAGCUGAAGCCCAGUCAGCUUGCUCCUGAGCAGGCAACUCUCCCUGCGAAGAGUGUGGCAGCAGCUGCUGCAAAAAACAAGGAUGACCUGGUGGUCGCUGAGGUCGAAAUCAAUGAUGUCCCCAUCAACUGUCGAAAUCUGCUCACCCGAGGGCAGACUCAGGACGAGGUGAGCCGGCUGACUGGAGCAGCUGUGUCUACACGAGGGAGAUUCAUGGCACCAGAGGAGAAAGUACAAGCCACACCAGGCGAUCGUGCCCUGUAUCUGCACAUCCAAGGGCAGACUCGGGAUGUUGUUGACAAGGCUGUGAACCGGAUUAAAGAGAUCAUUGCAGGUGGAGUUAUAAAGGCUGUUAGUGCUUCCGGCUCGCAGUUCAAUGGUCCAAUGGUUACUGUCUAUCACCAGCCAGCCCCUGUUACUCACCCUACAACCACCACAGCGAAAUCACAAGCUGGGAUGCAUUAUGUUCAGGAUAAAGUUUUUGUGGGUCUGGAGCAGAUUGAUCCAGCCUUUAACAUUAAAGAGAAAGUGGAGGGGCCAGGUGGAUCCUACCUGCAGCACAUUCAGGCGGAGACUGGUGCCAAAGUUUUCCUGCGUGGGAAGGGUUCAGGCUGCCUGGAGCCUGCCUCUGGGAGAGAGGCCUUUGAACCAAUGUACAUCUAUAUCAGUCAUCCCAAACCAGAGGGUCUUUCAGCUGCUAGGAAACUUUGUGAGAGCUUACUGCAGACUGUCCACAGUGAGCAUUCCAGGUUCCUAAGUCAAAUGAAUUCAUCAGUCAUGCCCCCUCAAGGAUAUCAGCAGGUACCUGGAGCUGUGCCCCAGCAGCAUUAUUACCCAGGCCAGGCUUACCAGGCCAGGUAUCCAGUGGGCCCUAUUCCGCUACAGACCUCACAGAGUACAUACCCCAGACCAUGUGGUCCUGAAGCACCACAGUUCCCAGUGUCGGGGGCAGCACAGCCCCUGGCCGUGCCUGGGCAGCCAAACCCUGUGGUUGGCAGCUUCGCCACGCCAUUGCCUGUGAAUACACCUGCUUAUGAUGGGCUGAUGGGUGCACCGAGACCCUCCUCUCACCUCCCACCACCUCAGGGCCACAAGAGACGCUUCACUGAAGAGAGUGAAGAGGAAUCGGCGCUGCUGGGCUACCAGCAUGGACCCAUUCAUAUGACUAAUUUAGGUACAGGGUCCUCUCAGACCGGACGGAGUGGAGCUGGUAUGAUCUUCGCUGAUCCCUGCGGUAGAGCCAAGGAGAGGGACAGGCAGCUGAUGCCCCCACCACCACGACUUCUCAACGAAGGAUUCGUACAGCCAGAAGAUCAGUCUGGGAUGUACAGACCUCCAGCGUCUCUGGAUCGUCUUGGGGAGCCCUCGAUGAAGAUGAGGAGGAUGAGUGAGAGGGGAUCGCGGCUUGUGUCCUACGGUGGAGAUUCGUCGGAUGAGGAAGAAGAACAUUCCAGAAGGAGGCAGAGUAUGGUGCAGGGCUGGAGUGCAGAGUGCCGGUACACACUACCUCCUCAGCGAGCCCAGCAACAGAUGCCCUUCUGGAUGGCACCGUAGUUGACUGGUUCUUGGAAAGUAAGGCUGGGCCCACACUCAUCUGAAAGAUCACGACGGCCCUCAAAGUUAAUGUGAACUAUUGGCGUGCAGACUGGCACAAAGACUCUUGGCUGAGUGGAACAGAACUUCUACCUGUGUGGCCAUUCUGAUGUGCUGCAUGGUUAAGAGUGUUAGAACUUCAAACAUUAUGCUUUUCUUUGGGAGGGAGGGCUGGGAAUGUUUACCAAGAAAUUGCUUUAUUCUCAAAGUUUGAAGUUGACUUCUUUUGUUUCCCUUGCGGUUUCCCAGGAGUCUCCGGGACUCGCGUAGCAAUGUGAGGGUUGGUGUCUGCACAUGGGAUUGUUGGGUUUGUGUACCUAAGGUUGGAAUCUCUCUCCUUGCCAAGAGGGAGCUGGCUCUCGGUAGGGGAAUGCAUCAAGCUGCACUGACUGACAUUAGGGAUGUACUUAUCAAUUUUGCCCAUUAGUGUUUGAUCAGAGGCCGUCACAGAUUAUAAAGUGGGACUGUAAAUGUUGGAAAGAGAGAGAGAGACACAGAAGCUCUGGGAUGAAGCUGAACGAAUAACUGGAACUCUGGAGCAGUGGGCAAAUUCUUGCAGCUGCGUUCCUUCUUGCUGGCUUGUUUAUUCCGGGCCUUAUUCCCUCUACCUAUCCAGGUGUGAGUUUGUAGAGUACAUUCCAACCAAAGUUGCUGCUGCCCCGCUAAUGUCUGUAUUGCAGGAAGCCUGCUCCUCAAACUCUCUGUCCUGCAGAUAACAGCUUCUGCGUCGUGUUAGUCUGAGUGAGGUGUCCCGUACACCUCACAUGAGGUACGUGGCAGCCAGCUGUCUGUGGAAGUUUGUACUGAGCCCCGUCUGUGACACAGGAAGCCAAACCCAUUCCUUCCCCCCUCCUGUUCCCCAGGUUGGAUCUGAACACAGCCACCAUCUGGCCUGAACAGUCUCUCUUUAUAGACUGUAUUCCCGCUGUUUGGUAGUGCCCUGGCACAGGGCUCAGCCAAAGUUCAUAAGAAAUAGCAGGUGUAGGUCAUGUGCCGCGGAGCCUGCUCUGUCAUUUCAGUAAGGUCACAGCUGAUUCAUCUGUGGUCUGAAUUCCACUUUCCAUCCUCCCCCUGUUAUCUUCCAAUCCCUCUUCAAUCAAAACUUUGCCUUUGAACAUUUCCAAACCUCCAUGCUGUGGGGAAGUGACCCAACAGCCCAUUGAGAGUAGAAAUUAUUCUGAAACAAGAAUGCCAAGUUUGAGGUUCCCUCCAAGGGGGAAUAUUGUCUUUGUAUCUACCCCAUAAAUCCUGUGUUCUCAUAAUAUCAUCUCUUUCUCCUGAACUCUAAUACAUACAGGUCCUAACAUUUCCUCAUAAGUUUCACCCCUUGAUGUGUCCUGAUGGUCAGCUCUGCUCCUCACUGCUGGCAUUUAAAGGGCCUCACAGCUGCCAGACUAUUGUACACAAACCCAAGAAACUUCCUGUAGCCCUUCUUCGCAAGGUGGCUGUUUUAAGAGUUAUACACAGGGACUGCUAUUGUCAGCUUCUGUGUGUCUUAUGCAUUUCUGUCAAAAUGCACCUUCCUCUCCCUACCCUGAAUUAGUUCAGACUCGAGCUAACGUGUAGGGCCAAAGCCAAUCUAUGAACUCUGCCGAGAAUGCAUUGACAGCUGGGGUCUCUUCUAUGAGUCAAGGGGCCUGAAAUCCAUUCCCUGGAGCGCACAAUGUAGAUUGACCCAGCAGGGGAGCAGUGAGAGGGUAUUCUGUACUGUUGGACAGUCAGUACAGAGGGAACACCAUGCCAUUGGAUUGGUCAUCAUUUAGAUGAGAUGUUAAACCUUGGGGAGUAAUAUUGAAGAUCAGGUAAUUGUCUCUGAUGUCCACAGUCGACAUCACGCACAACUUAUCUUGCCAUUGUGAUCUGGCUGUGUACAAAUUGGCUGCUACGUACAACAUUGACCCGAGUUCCACAAGUACUUCACUGGCUGCUGGGGUAAUGGACGAUGCUAUUGAUUUGCAUGUUGCCAUCUGGAUUUGAUCCAUUACCUUAGUAUGGAACUUUAAACUGUAAUGGAUUAGGAGCAGCUGUACCUGCCUAACCCCUUUCUGUUGAGAGUUAAAUUUGAGAGGAAAAUGAUUAUAAAAGUUGUGAUUUUUGAACCUGUGUGCGCUCCUCUUACCUGCAUGCGUGCCCCAUGCCUUCAAAUGGUAUUGUUGAUUAAAAACCUGGGAGUUGGAAUAAUGAAGAUUAAUUUCUGGUUGUUAUAGCCGUGUUGGUUAUAGUCUCUCACUUUCUGUAAAUAUUAUGACAAAGUUCUUACCUUGCCCUUUGUAAAUAAAGUCAAGCUGAAUAUUA
This is a messenger RNA of Hemiscyllium ocellatum (epaulette shark), 4133 nucleotides long. RefSeq names its product KH homology domain-containing protein 4-like. The record is from RefSeq and is a predicted model, not a curated record. The coding region runs from base 54 to 1799 and encodes 581 amino acids. Gene Ontology annotation, cellular component: nucleus. The transcript is spliced from 13 exons. Gene Ontology annotation, molecular function: RNA binding. NCBI's taxonomy places the organism in Eukaryota, Metazoa, Chordata, Chondrichthyes, Orectolobiformes, Hemiscylliidae.